AUGAAACUAUUAAAUUUUAAAAUUAUUAUAAUUCAAGAUGUUUUAUGUAAUAAUAAAGAUUAUAAAGAUAAUAAUUAUAAUAAUAAUAAAAUUGAAAGAUUAACAACAAGUGCAUUAUCAAGAUCUGCAAAUAGAAUACCAACAACAUCAUCAACAUCGACAUCAGGAACAAUACCAACUACUACUAUUACACCAAGACAAUCUAUUAUUAAUAAUAGAAAUCAAAUUAUAAAUAAACCACAAAAACAGCACCAUUUGUUAGUUCAAAUAGAAAUACAUUAA
This is a messenger RNA of Dictyostelium discoideum AX4, 282 nucleotides long. RefSeq lists its product as hypothetical. Bases 1 to 282 code for a protein of 93 amino acids. NCBI's taxonomy places the organism in Eukaryota, Evosea, Eumycetozoa, Dictyosteliales, Dictyosteliaceae. The transcript has a single exon. The record is from RefSeq and is a predicted model, not a curated record.